UGGCUGUUUAUUGCAAUCCUGCUUUUGAUACAAGCACUUACGAACUCAGCAGAUGCCAUCCAGCAGAAAAAGGUUAUAAAUCCUGAGACUUUCAUGAAUGUUAGCCAAAUGAUCUGCCACAGAGGGUACCUCAGUGAGGAGUAUGAAGUACUGACUCAUGAUGGCUACUACGUCAGCCUGAACAGAAUCCCUCAUGGGAGAGAAAAUCCUGGGAAUGGAGAGGCCAAGCCAGUCGUGUUUCUCCAGCAUGGGUUAUUCGGAGAAGGUAGCCACUGGGUGCAAAAUCUGGCUAACAACAGCCUUGGCUUCAUACUAGCAGACUCCGGCUAUGAUGUCUGGCUGGGAAACAGCAGGGGCACAAGCUGGUCCCGAAGACACCAGCACCUUUCAGCUGACCAGUCCGAAUUCUGGGAUUUCAGCUUUCACGAAAUGGCAAUGUAUGACCUCCCAGCCAUGAUCGACUUUGUUCUGCAGAAGACCGGGCAGAAGCAGAUAUAUUACGUUGGCUACUCCCAGGGCUGCACAAUCGCGUUCAUCGCGUUUUCAACCAUGCCAGAACUGGCUCAGAAAAUCAAAAUGUUUUUUGCCCUGGCUCCAGCACUGACAAUCAAGCACUCCAGAAGUCCCAUCAUGAAAAUGUCCUUCCUUCUGGACAGGCAAUUCAAGAUGUUUCAGCUGUGGAGGUUUCUCCCCGAGCUCUGCAGGCACCCACUGCUGCACAAGCCCUGUGCCAAUCUUCUCUUUCUGCUAGGUGGCUACAAUGAGAAAAACCUCAACAUGACACGGCUGGAUGUGUACACAUCCCACUAUCCAGAUGGGACAUCUGUCAAAAACAUGAUACACUGGGCCCAGGUGAUGAAAUCAGGAGAAUUCAAAGCCUUCGACUACAGCAGUGAAAACCUAGCUGUGUACCAUCAGGAGACACCUCCCUUCUACCGGGUGGAGGAGAUGCCUGUGCCCACUGCGGUGUGGUCAGGAGGGGAGGACUGGGCAGCUGACUGGAGGGAUAUACGCCUGCUGCUGCCCCGUAUCACCCACCUUGUCACCUAUGGCCACAUCCCUGACUGGAACCACUGGGACUUCAUCUGGGGCUUGGACGCUCCUGAGCGCCUCUACAGCAGCAUCCUGGAGCUGAUGGAGGAGUCUCAGUAG
This is a messenger RNA of Calidris pugnax (ruff), 1152 nucleotides long. RefSeq names its product lysosomal acid lipase/cholesteryl ester hydrolase-like. NCBI's taxonomy places the organism in Eukaryota, Metazoa, Chordata, Aves, Charadriiformes, Scolopacidae. The coding region runs from base 94 to 1152 and encodes 352 amino acids. The transcript is spliced from 9 exons. Gene Ontology annotation, molecular function: hydrolase activity, acting on ester bonds. The record is from RefSeq and is a predicted model, not a curated record.